Messenger RNA from Dendrobium catenatum, 952 nucleotides. RefSeq lists its product as uncharacterized. Gene Ontology annotation, molecular function: protein binding. The transcript has 2 exons. The record is from RefSeq and is a predicted model, not a curated record. The coding region runs from base 141 to 710 and encodes 189 amino acids. NCBI's taxonomy places the organism in Eukaryota, Viridiplantae, Streptophyta, Magnoliopsida, Asparagales, Orchidaceae.
GCGCGUUUUGAAACGGGAACUUUUCCAAACUCCAUGCUAUAAGAAGAAUAAAAUUCCUCCUUCCAAAUCCCCAGUUUCUCCGGUUCUGAUCUUCUCCAUCUCGUCUCUUUCCUGUUCUCCGGUGGCGCCGGCGAAAAGGGAUGGCGGCGCCGAACAUCGAAUCAAUAGCCGCUUCGCUGAGGAACUGCUCCCUUAACAGCAGAAGAGGAGCAGCAUCGCCGCCGGCGGCGGCGGAGAGCGAAGAGGUAACGGUGGAGCUCAACUCCGGUACAGCGUUUCCCAAUCACUGGAAGCAAUGCCUUGACAUGAAGACAGGGAAGCUGUUCUAUGUGAACGGGAAGAGCGGUGAGAGGAGAACAGAGGUUCCUCGGAUUGCAGCCUCCGGCCUUCAGGCGAGCUAUAUCUCAUCAGAAGACGACAACUCCGAUGAUGCCGGAGGCAGCAAAGAGGAAGAAGACAAUGACGGUGACGUUGAAGACUGCAGCUCGCUUGCCGGCGAUGGAACUGACUAUGAGGAUUUUUUCGGUGUUAGCAGCAGAAACUCUCACAAUUCAUCCUCGGAUGACUCCUAUGCCGGCGACGGUAACCGUGGCGCGGGGAGUCUAAUCCUCGUCGUCGCGGGCUGCAAGUCUUGCUUCAUGUACUUCAUGGUUCCGAAACGUGUCGAGGAGUGUCCUAAGUGCGGCGGCUGUCUCCUCCACUUCGACUAAGUCGCGGCGGCGGCGGUGCCGGCGGCGGCGGUUUGAACGAGGACGGACAAGCUAGCUUUUUCAUCGUCAAGCUCAAAUCUUUUUUCUUCCUUUUCCCUUUUUUUGGUUACUCGAUGAUGCUAUGACAGAGAAAAAGUUCAAGAAACAGAAAAACAAAAAGCUUUUCAUUUUAUGGUUGAUUCUCUGUAAUGCCGUCUAUAUUGAUUCUUCUUAAGAAAUUUUAGUGAUUUUAUUUUCCAAUU